GUGACAGUUGGUUUGUUUGAUUAGGCUCUCUCUUCUCUCGCUAGGCAAUCUGCUAUUAUUGCUUGCAAAAUAAAUAAGAACUAAGUGAAAUUUAAUUAUAUAUACAUAUAUUUUACAACAAUAAAACGUGUGAGUGUUGCCUGCAAGCAAGUUCUACGUUGCGGCGUAGGUGGUGCGGCUAGAGAGUGACGACUCGCAAUUGGGAUUUGGAGCACGCAGGCUGUUUGGUGAAAUUUGUUGUUGUUGUUGGAGCUUCAGCCCCUGCCCCUACAUACAUCCAGCAACGCACACACACACAUAAUUUAUAUAUAUACAGACACAAACCGACUUACACAUAUACAAAAUGCUGUGUAUACGAUUUUAGCAGUGAAUUGAACAGACGGCAGGAAUAUAUUUAAACUAUUGUAAACAAAAGAAUAAGUGCCAACAAAAUUUAUACAAGAUCAGCGCCGAAAAUUAUUCACAGCUGGUGAAUGCAAAGUUUCCAGUUGGCAGUUGAAUAGCAGCGCGAGCAAUGGCAACAAGUCGAAGCGAAGACGAACAGCAGGAUGUCGCAGCCUCUCAGCAGCUGCUCCGGGAGCGUUUAUUGAACGGCAGUCACGAGGCUAAGUCGAAUGGGAGCGCAGCUUCAUCAAUUAGCACCAACUAUUAUAGCUCUGGCACGUUUAUGAAAUUAAAAACCUAUUUGCUCGCCUUGCGUCCUUGGUCACUGUCAGCCAGUUUAGUGCCCACGCUGCUCGGGUCCGCCCUAGCAUAUCGGUCGCAAUGGUCGGAUGACUUUUCCAUGCUCACAUUUUUCUUAACCGCCUUCACUGUGGUCACGGUGCACUGCGCCGGCAAUGUGGUCAAUACUUACUUUGACUACAUCAAAGGUAUCGAUAAACAAAAGGCUGACGAUCGCACUCUGGUCGAUCAUAUACUCACCAAAGAUGAGGUAGUUUCAUUGGGUGCUAUUUUGUAUUUGGCGGGCUGUGGAGGCUUUGUACUGCUCGCCGUGCUGAGUCCAGCUAAAAUGGAACACUUGGCACUCAUUUACUUUGGCGGCCUAUCGUCGAGUUUCCUCUACACGGGUGGCAUUGGUUUCAAAUACAUUGCACUCGGGGAUCUUGUCAUCUUAAUACUGUUCGGGCCGACUUCGGUGCUAUUUGCGUUCAUGGCGCAGACGGGUCACGUGGACUGGACAACAAUGGGCUAUGCCAUACCACUAGCUCUAAAUACAGAGGCCAUAUUGCAUAGCAAUAAUACACGAGAUGCGGAAAGUGAUGGCAAAGCCGGCAUUGUGACGCUGGCCAUACUCAUUGGACGGACUGCCUCCCAUGUUCUCUAUGCCAUGCUGCUCUUUACUCCCUAUUCGCUUUUCUUCAUUUUUGGAUUGAAGUAUUCACUGUGGUUCCUGUUACCGUUAAUAACGCUCCCACAAGCAUUUCAAAUCGAGAAACGUUUUCGCAACGAGCAAACGAUGGCUGCGGUGCCACGGCAGACGGCGAAACUCAACUUCUUCUUUGGCAUACUCUAUAUAGUCGCCUGCUGCUGUGCCCAGCAGCUCCCAACUUUUGUGUGGCGCAAAAACUAAAACUAGGAGAUGAAAGCAACGAUAUCUAUAAAAAU
Messenger RNA from Drosophila navojoa, 1608 nucleotides. RefSeq names its product UbiA prenyltransferase domain-containing heix (gene heix). Gene Ontology annotation, cellular component: endoplasmic reticulum; Golgi membrane. Gene Ontology annotation, biological process: menaquinone biosynthetic process; vitamin K biosynthetic process. Gene Ontology annotation, molecular function: prenyltransferase activity. Lineage: Eukaryota; Metazoa; Arthropoda; Insecta; Diptera; Drosophilidae. The record is from RefSeq and is a predicted model, not a curated record.